Molecule: messenger RNA, 1833 nt
Organism: Peronospora farinosa
Lineage: Eukaryota; Oomycota; Peronosporomycetes; Peronosporales; Peronosporaceae
Source: the annotation of a GenBank genome assembly
AUGGCAUCAUUAUUCAAGAACAAAUACAUGCCUUUAAGUGAGGCCAAUGUCUCUCCUGAACGUGUUGCUACUUAUGAUGGUCAGUAUAUCACGCUAUCUUCAUGUCCAAGUACUUGUGCUUUUACUAUGGGAAAUUAUCUUGGUGGAGGGAUUGCUGGUGUUGUCUAUGAAGCAUUUGAUCAACGAUUUAAACGACCCGUUGCUGUCAAAAUUCUUAAUCCAGUGGGGUAUAAACUUACAAGUCCUGGGACAUUACGUCGUGCUGAGAUUAUUAAGAAAGGAGUUCCAGUACUUGGAAAUGUACGUGGAAUGACGCUGGAUAAUGUCUAUUGGGUUCAUUUACCAAGACGGAGAGAAUUAUUACCUUGUUAUGUCACGGGAGGAGGUUCGACACCUCCGAUUUUACGGGAAUUGACAUUGGAAAUGUGUGUCAGUUUGUGGUUAUUGGACCAUCAUGACGAAGAAUUACAGGAUCGAAGAAGACCUCGACGUACUGACAGAAGAACGAGUACCUUGUCCUGUGAAGAUCCAGUUCAAGAACCUUCUCGAGCCGUAGCUGCAGCUUCCGCGACAAGUUCAGUAGCUGCAAAUCAAAGUCAAUUGGAACAAGUUCAUGAACAAGAAGAACAAGAACAAAGACAAAGAGGUGAUAAUGAAGAAGAACUUGUGGUGAAUGACGUGUCGUAUGUGAUUCCAUCACUACCGGCUAAAUACCGGGCUUUUCUUCAAGCGAGGAAGACCAUUUAUCGAGAAAUUGCCCAUAUGCACAAAUUAACGGGCAAUAGUGUAACUGGAGAAAGAAUUGGCAGUGGGCAUGAAAAUGUACUACAAUUGUACGAUGUUCUGGAACUUGUUCAACCGUCUAAGUCGACAAUCUUUUUAGUGCUAGAAUUGGCAUAUGGAGGUGAAUUAUUCGAUCGCAUACGAGGAGACUCGGGAGUGGAAGAAGAUGUCGCGAGGAUCUAUUUUAAGCAAUUAUUGGCAGGUGUGAGAUAUUGUCAUCAGCUUGGAAUUGUGCAUCGAGAUCUCAAGCCAGAAAAUCUGCUAUUGAGCGACUCGGAUGUGCUCAAAAUUGCAGAUUUUGGCUUAUCAGCACACUUUAUUGCAGCUGUUAGCAGUGGAGCUAGUGCAGAAGACCAUGAUAAUAAUGGCGAGAGCGGGAUCACAAAUCUCAUGGCACCGUCGCGCUUUCGACGACUAAAUUCGAUCGUUGGCUCUCCUCAUUAUGUGGCACCUGAGGUUUUGCAGAAUGCGCGUUAUGGAUAUGAUGGACGUAAAGCAGAUAUGUGGAGUAGCGGUGUUAUUCUGUACGGAUUACUGGUAGGCACGCUACCUUUCGGACGGGACCUCGUCACGUGCUCACGGUAUCUCAAGUUCACUGAGUGGCUGCGGUCCCUACCUGUUGAUCCGCACACAGGUAAGUUGCUGCUCGAUGUCAAUGCAUUCCAUGCUGGAGGCAACACCAGUAACUCGAAGCAGCAGCUACCGGAGAUGUCCACCGCCCACUCGAGCUACCACGCGACUUCGCCGAUGCUGGGGCUUAUGCUUAACAGUUCGAAUAUGCUUUGGAGCCAGAACCAAGCCACCGGAUCAUGCUCUCCGUCGGCGAGCGGCAAUAGUCCGUUGUCACCUGAUGCCAGUAUGAUGAAGUCAGGAUCCGCUGGUGCUGGUGGCGUCCUGCCGCGUCGCUCCGUGGCAUUCCCGACGUGGUUUUUCCCGUCCACAUUAUCACCAUUGGCUGCAUUCCUGCUAACAUCGUUACUCCACCCUGAUCCGAACAAACGAAUCUCGUGCGAGGAAGCUUGCAAAUCAAGUUGGGUGCUCGAGGCGUAG